GGGGAAGAUUGAUAGGAAGGAACCAUUUCCGGUUCUAGCUCUUGGGCUGAAAAGGUAGAUUUCGGUGACAAAUUUUCCAUGACAGGGAAGGGGCGAGUACGGUUCCGGAGCCUGAAGUGAGAAGGUGGAUUGGUGACCCGAUGGUGAGGUGUGUGUGUACUUGGUCGAUGUAUUAUUGUCAUUGUAGUGUGUGUAUAUUAUUGUCAUUGUAGUGUGUGUAUGCACGUUCAAUCUAUUUCUCUCUCAUCCCCCAUUCUCCCAAAAUACUUCUUUGUUUUUGCGCCUUAAUUUUUGUUGUCCUGUCUUCCCCCUCCUCUCAUUCUGUCAGUAAUAGUAUUCUCUGUCUCCCAUGUACUAUCUAAUCUCCAUUUUAUUUCUUCCCUCUUUGUUUUUCAUUCCAUGUGUAUUCUCUUAUAUUUUUUUGCAUGCAUUUUAAACUGAGAAACAGCCUCCCUUAUGUCAACGUAAAUUACACGAUACUUGAUUACAUGAUAUGAACAAAUAGAUUAAAUUUAGAAUUGAAGGGACUGCUCUUGCCAUCUCACCUUUUAUUAGUAAUUCCAAUAGUAUUGCUUUUGCCUUGUGUCCUCACCAUUGGUAACCAUACAGUUUAAUGUGUCGUUUCAAGAAGGAGGAAAAAAAUAAAUAAAAAAAUGGGGAAUUCCUAUUGUCAUGUAGAUCUCCAGCUAAGUGCUAAACUAAACUAUUAAAAGUCGUCAUAUGAUGCUCUGUAGUCAUUCUAGGAAAAGUAGUGUCUGAGUAUGCUUGGAGUUGAAGUUUCAGGUUUAGGAUCUCAUGGAGAGCUACAUGCUUGCUCUCAUUGAGCUAAAGUAUAUAGUUUUUUCUAAAGGUUCAGCCUUGCUUAUAUGGAUUUUAAAGACAUACAUAAAUACGGUGUUAGAUCCACAGUGUUUUUUCAUUUUGAAUUACUCCUAAGAGUAUAUUCACUAAAUAGUGAACUGCAAACAUAACAUUUAGGCUGUGAAUAAUUUCUAUAUUCAGCAAAUUUUUCCAAAAUUUUGCAAUGUAAUUUACACUUCACUACAAUUUGCUGCUAAAUGAGUUAACCCUCUAAUCUAUACUGUUUUGGACUAGAUCAAGUGUCUGCAUGAGUAUCUGCCCCAUGUCCAGAUUUUUAAAGUCAGAUGCAUGCACGCUGAAGAAAUCACACUGACCACAAGUUCAGAUAAAUGAAAACUGUGUUUAUUGGGGGCGGACACAGCCACUUAAAAAGGCAAAAUAAUGCAUUGUGUUCAAGUAUUAGGUAUACACUUUUAAUUGGCUAAGUGUUUUAUCUUGAUGUACUUCCUCCAAGGUGUGAUAUCAUCAUCAUCAUCAUCAUCGGUGUAGCUCUGGGUGGAAAAGUAAAAUAAACCUGCUCACUGGGCCAUUUUCUGUCAAUAUGGUGCCAAUUUGUAUUUGUUAGCAGCUUAGUUGCACACUUUGUUUAGAAACACCUCUUUAUCACUUUAAGCAUAUGUGGUUUAACUUUGAUUCCUCAGAAUUCUGGCUAAUGCAGCUAAGCUGCUUAGUUAUAGAAAAUGGCAGGGUAAACCCUUUCACUGGAUGGUGCCGAUUGCAGAAUAUGGACAAUGUAGGCCAGAAAAAAAGUGUGUGUGUGUGUGUGUGUGUGUGUGUGUGUGUGUGUAUAAAAAUUAAUUGGUUGAAAAUCUUACAUUGUGUUGCGACUGAAUAUAUAAAGUGAAGGUGCCCAAAAGGUAGAUUCCCAAAUGUUGUAGAACUAUACUCACAUGAUGCUUUGCAUGCCUUUAGAAUGACAAAGAAUCAUAGAAAGCUGAAGUUUUAAAAUAUCUGGGCACCCCCGCUAAAGUAGUCUGCAUUGACUCUAAAUUCAAUUAAUAUUUGUAAUUGUUUCAUUUAUUGUUAAAUUUUCCUUUUUAUAAUCUUGUAACACACUGCAGAAUAACUUGGUGAUAUGUAAAUGCCGAUUACAAAAAAUAAUAGUUAAGCUAAAUCAUAUAGUGCUUCUUAAUUCUGUCACUAAGGAGUCUUCAUAUACUAUCAACUAAAUUGCAGUUGGAAUGUUGUAAAUUCUCUCCGUGCAUAUUGAUUUGCCGACUACAUUUUAUCAAUGUUUUUAUUGCAUUUUAACUUUAAAAUACUUGUAUUGUCAUAUGGCUAAAAACUGUUCUAUGCUGAAUGUCACAAUUUGGACUGCAUUGCAUGAAAAUCACUAGGAUGUUGAAAAGUGUGUUUUGUUUUUUUUUGUUUUUUUUUUAAUAUACAAAUCUCAUGCAGUUGCUAUUCGAAUCCCUUAUCUGUAUGUAUCAUAACUUUCAGAUGCCGGAAGAAUUGCUUCUGCCAUUCGAGUGGAUUAUAAAUGAUCUAGAACUGAAGGCCAGGCGUGCAAAGACUAGAGGUGCUGUCUCCGGAAAAUACCAACAUCCACGGAGACCCUAUGCGUUUAUCUCAUCCAGCACUGAUUUUACGUUUGUAGUGAAGAAUUCUCUUCACUGUGCAUGGACAGAAAGCCAAUGCGUAGGUAAGUAUGGUGAAUAGAGUAGAAGACAACUAGAGAUUUUUAUUAUCAGUAGAGUGAAUUUAAAACUAGAUUCCAAAAUUCAGGCUAAACAGCCAAACUAACUAUUGCUGUAUUAGAGAUUUUAGCCUACGUAUUGCACUAUGGUUUCAGUUCAUUACAUUUUCAGCUGUUUUCAAUUGAUGGUCCAGCAAGCCCAAGACAGUCCUCCACAUCAAAUGAUUUUAUAUAGGGGCAGUUCCUCCCCCAGUGCAUUCAUGUACUUUUCUAAUAUUGAGAAGGGUAUAAUGAACGUAUCAACUAAUUGCAAUUACUAGAGGUCAGAAGUAAAUCAAAGGCCGUGACUUAUCCGUAUAUAAUGAGUUUUUGCAUUAUUUUUUUUUUUUUUACUUCGACAAUUUUUAUUUCAGUUUUAUAAGGGUACAGAAUAGAAAGGGGAUGGGGAACAGUGGUAAGGUAAGUAUCGUCUUAUACAUUGACAUGCAUACCAUUUGCACAUUAUUCAUAUACAACUUUUUUAAAUAUAAAACUUUUUUGUGUGCAUGCUUUGUGUUUGUCUAGGUUUGUCUAGCGGUUUGGUCAUUUUUCUACCGUAGGGAGGACUCGCGUUCGACUAUCGGAGUUCAGUCAUCUGUUUUUUUUUUUUUUUGUUUUGUUUCUUUGGUAGACGGUGCAGAGUAUUAGUGUUUCAUGUACCACUGGAAGGGGGGGAAACAGAGGAGAAGGAAUGGGUUUAGGGGGUGGGGGCACAGAGGGAGAUGAGGUGUAGAUGUAAGGGGGAGGGGUGGUGGUAGGAUUCUCCCAGGCGUUCGGCUUCUUAUGGUUGCUUCUGUUGAGCAUUUGUUUUUUCAAUUGUUAUUUUUAUUUACCGCGUUCUCAUUAUUUACACUUUUGUUUUCAAUUACAUUUCUCAUUGUCUAAAAGGGCACAGCUGUCGGUCUGUAGGUCUUUGCCACAGCCUCCUAUUUUGAGGGCCCAGUGUCUUAUUUUGAAGGCACAGUGUUACGCUCCAUGUACGACUGCCAGUUUUCCCAGGCUUGUGACCAGAUUUUUUUGGAGUGACUUGAUCGUCUGGUUGCCUGUUCAUAAAGCUUAGUUGUUUCUAUCGUCUGUAUACAUUCUGUUAUUGUGGGCGGUAUAGCAGAUUUCCAGUGUCUACUAAUGAUUGUUAGUGCCGCCAUUAGUAUGUGGUAAGUUAAAUAUUUCUGGCUACCCUGCAUUCCCUUUGGGAAAAGCUGGAGGAGGUACGUUUCUGGCUUGCGGGGUAGAAGCAUUUUUGUGCUGUCUUGUAUUAUGGUAGUUUGUUAGGGAGGGGCAGUUCCACCAUACAUGGAGCAUUGUGCCUUUGUGUUGUUGGCAUCUCCAACAGAUAUCGGAUGCUUGUGGGUAUGUUGCUUUUAUACGUAUAGGCACUAAGUACCAUCGGUAUAAGAUUUUUCGGGAUAGUUCCAUGUGGGAGGCGCAUUUGGAGAGUGAGUUAUGUGCAAGUAGGAUUUUAUUCCAUUGCUGCGCAUCGAGAGUAUAUGUGAAUUCCUUCUCCCAUGCUGCAAUGAAUGAUAAUUUUGUGUGGUCUUUUUGAGUGUGCAUCAUUCAAUAUAGUUCGGAUAUGGUUUUUUUUUUUUUUUUUCUACUACCAUCAGCUGUUGCCCUUGUACAUUAUCCUUCCUAUUCAUGGUUUGCUUGCUGAACCAUGAGUGUAAUUGCAUAUAAGAGAAUAAGGCCAUUGGGGUCAAGUGGUAAGAGGUUGUUAGAUCCGUGAGGCUUCUAAGUGUAUGUUCCUCCAGUAGUUGGUGUAGGUGUGUUACCCCAUGUCGGUGCCACAGAGUGUAAUUAAAGUUUGGUAUCAUAUAGUGUAAUGCUUUUAUAGGGGUGGCGGGCGAUAUUUUGCCCGACCAGCCUAAUGUGUAUUUGUCCCAUAUGGACAGAGUUAGAGCUGUGGUUGGGAGCAGUUCGUUUGUUGCUCGCCUGCUGUGUCGAGGGAGCCAUGCCAGUAUAGUAAUGGGUAUAUUGUUAGCGUGUUGUGUCUCCAGUUCCAUCCAUUGUGUUGGGUUGUCCCGGUGGCACGCCGCUAAUAAAGGACCUAAUAUGGCUGCUCUGUAAUAGCUGUCUAGGUUGGGUACUCCCAUACCCCCUUUCUUGCGUGGCAUGUAUAGUGUGCUCUUCGCCACUCGCGCUUUGUUUGUCCCAGAUAAAGUUUAAGCAGUGUUUGUUGCGCGUCUUGUAGGAAUUUGGGUGGUAUUUUUAUGGGUAAUGUUCUGAAUAGGUAUUGCAGUUUUGGUAUGACUAUCAUUUUGACUGCGGCUAUUCUUCCUGACCAUGAUAUAAAUUUACCUUUCCAUCCUAGCAGUAAGGGUUUUUUGUUUUGUUUCGGAUAGUGUUUUUUGGUAGUUUGUUUUGUAGAGAUUUGCUGACGUUUGGGUGAUAUUGAUUCCUAAGAAUUUGAGGUGGUCAUUGCGCCAAUCGUAUUUGAAAGAGGCGCUCAGCCUGCUCAUAUCCUCGGCUGGGAUGUUUAUACCCAUUGCCUGAGUUUUAUUAACAUUGAGUUUAUAGUGAGAGCAUUUGCUAUAUUGGGAGAGCGUAUUAUGAAGGUUGGGUAGGGAUAUAUGUGGCUGUUCUAGUGUUAGAACGUCAUCUGCGAAUAGUGAGUUUAUGUUCCUUGCCUUGUCUUGUGAUGCCAUGUAUGUCCGAGUUGUCCCUAAUGAGUUGUGUGAGUGGUUCUAGGGAUAAAAUGUAAAGGAGAGGUGAUAGUGGGCAACCCUGUCUCGACCCGUUGGUUAUUUCAAAUUGUUUUGAGCUGAAUCCCCCGUUUGUGACUUUCGCUGUCGGAUUGGAGUACAGCGCUCCCACCAGUCUUAAGAAGGCGUCCGGGAAUCCAUAUUUGAUCAGGACUGCCCGGAGGAAGGGCCAGUGCAGUCUGUCAAAGGCUUUCUCAGCGUCAAGUGAUAAAAUGACGCACUGGGCCCUUUCCCCCCGCCCCCCCUGCAACAGGUCUAAAACCUUUCGGGUUCCAUACGCCCUCUGCCUGCCACUGACAAAUCCCACCUGGUCCUCAUGUAUUAGGGUUGGAAUAAUGUUCGUUAGUCUGUUGGAGAAAAUUUUUGCUAGCAGUUUGAUGUCCGUGUUAAGAUGGGAAAUUGGUCUAAGGUUUUGGCAUUUCGUAGGGGGUUUUCCUGGUUACGGCAAGGUGGCUACGUGUGCCAUGAGCAUGUCCUGGGAAAUUUGGCCCGUUGUGAGGCCAUAGUUAAAGGCUUUUUCUAGAUGUGGGGUGAGGAUUGUGGUUAAUGUUUUAUAGUAGGAGUUUGUAAAUCCGUCGGGUCCUGGUGAUUUGCCAUGGGGGAGUGAGUGUAUGGCUUGUUGUAUUUCCUCCUGUGUUACUGGGUCUUGCAAUAUGUUUUUCUGUUGCUCUGUCAGUGUUGGCAGUGAGGACAGUUGGAGGAAGCUUUGGAUUUCCUGGUGUGUGCUUUGGUGUAGGUUUGGGUCAUCUUUAAGAUUGUAUUGUGUGUGUGUGUGUGUGUGUGGGGUAGUAGUUUGCCAUGGUGUCAUUAAUGUCCUGUGGGUUAUGGAUUUUAGAGCCUUUGUGUGUGAGUAGGUAUGGGAUUUUUGCACUGGAUUGUUUAUGGCGUAGCAGUGUUGCUAGGUGCUUCCCUGCUUUGUUGUCUUGUGAGUAUGUUUUCUGUUUCAGUUUUUGUAAAAUGUGUGCAGUUUUGGAGAUUGCCAUGUUGUUGAUGCUUGUUGUGGUAUCUUUUAUUACCUGGGCUAGUUGUGGUGAGGGGUUUGCUAUAUUUGCUGCUGUCGUAUCCCUCAGGGUGCGCAGCAGGUGUAGGUGUUCUUUUUGUGCUUUCUUUUUUAGGUAGGAGGCUCGGCUGAUGAGAACUCCUCAAAUGACCGUCUUAUGUGCUUGCCACACGGUGGUCGGCUGUACGUCUGGGGUAUUAUUGUCAUGGAAGUAUGAUUGCAGUGCUUCUGAUAGUGUUUUGGAGAAUGUGUGAUCACCUAAAAGCGAGUCAUUCAACCGUCGUGGCGGUCUCCCUCUGUGUUGGAAAUCCUCAGUCAGCUGUGCCAUGGUUGGGGCAUGGUCUGACCAUGUUAUGUCCCCGAUCUCGCUGUGAGCUACUUUGGAAAGUAGAGGGCCUGUAAGAAGGAUGAAAUCUAUCCUUGAAUACGAUUUGUGUACUGCCGAAUAGAAAGAACAUUUUCUCACUUGGGUGGAAUGCCUUCCAAGAGUCAUACAGGCAAUAUUCUCCUAGCAACUUGUUGAUUGCCUUGCUUUGUGAAUUAAUCAUUUUGUGUCUUGGUGUUGUGGUUUUUAGUGUGGUGUCCUUGUGUGGGUCGAGGGGGUGGUUGAGGUCUCCGCAUAGUAUGAGUGAGGCAGUUUGGUGGGUUGGGAUUGUGGAGAGCAUCUUGUGUAAACAGUUUCGCUGAUGUACAUUAGGAGCAUAAAAGCUGACUAUAGUGUAUGGUGAGUUGUUUAAGAGGCAUUGCAAUAUCACGAAUCUACCUUGUUUAUCUUUGAUAACGUGUAGAGUUUCCACUGUUAGGGAUGAGUGUAGAAGGAUGGAGGCCCCUCUUGAUUUAGACGAAUGCGUUGCAUGGUAUUGGUGGGGGUAGUGCUGUGCGUCAAAGUUGGGCACUCUAGAGGUAACAAAAUGAGUUUCCUGUAGACCUGUAAUGUCCGCUCGAUUUUUGUUUGGCUUUCUCUAGUGCCAUACGCCUUUUAUGGGGGAUGUUUAGCCCCCUGCAGUUGUGUGAGUAUAUUUUCAUGUAAUAGGUGUGUGAUAAGCGGUGCUCGUUUGUGGUUUCGCGGAGUCUGUUAUGUUGUGUGUGUGCAGUGGCGGUGUUAUGUGCCUUGUAGCAUGCAUCUGCGCGACUGCAUAUUUGUGCCCGGGAGUAAGAGGUUCAGGAGAGGUGGGGGAAGGAAGGGGUAACAAACAAAGUAUAUACAAACUGACCCAAACGUGGGUCUUGGCACUUUGGCAUUGUGCCAUGGGGGAUGGACGCCUAGACAGCGUCUCUAGUAGUGUGGCCAUUGGGCUCUUAUAAUUACACAUUUUUAUCUUUCCUCAGAGCUGUGAUCCAGUGGGCAUGUGAUUAGUGUGCAUGUUGCUAGUUUGCUGGCUAGCGUGUAUGGGUGGUUUAGGGUAUGCCUGUACAGCAUUUUAAUCCAUGUUUGUCAGGUGCUGAGUAUAACUUGAGCUUUGCCUAAGUGGCUAUCUUGUUGAUACAAUAUUUUAUUUUCAGCUUCUUCUAUUUAGCGUGGCAUGUCGUGCCUGUUAUGGUGAUCAGUUCUACAUAAUGCCUUUUUGCGGUGCUUAUUGCAUAGGCUGUGGGUGCACUUCCCUUAAAUCCCGUAGUAUAUUGGGGGGGGAUGAUUGCAGUACACUCGGCCUGCUAGAUCAUGCAGUAGGUGCUUCUGUGAUGUGGUUUACAGAUAACGUCUCAUGCAUAGUGAUCUGACGUUCUUUGCAUCAUUAGGUUACAGUCAUCAUAUAUGCACAACAUCCGUUAUUACAGUUGACAAUAGACUUCAUGAUUACCCCUAGCCCUCUGGGGUCCCCUCUUUCUACUUGUGCGCAUAUGAUACGGGCUCUCUCCGUUUCCCAGAGUUCUCCUUGAGUAUCAUAUUGUAUGUGUUGUUAUUUAGCUAUCUAAACAUAUUAUAUGCUAAUCAAAGCAGUUAACCUCGUUUGAACUGAAACAAGAACUAUGAACAUGACAUUAGUAUAUGUGAAUAUCUCACGUGUCCCUGGUUUUGGCUUUGUCAGCCGAGUUCACCGAAAGUCACGGCGAUUUGGCUUGUGCUGGGGCUUGGCGCCAUUCUGGUAUCAGUCGCUUAGUUGGGCUCAUCUGGGUUUCAUGGGGGGGGAUCUGUAGCGAGCCCCCAUUCUCUCAGGGUCCGGGUGCCUUCGUCUGGUGUGUAGAUAAUUUUGAGCUUGCUGUUUUUCGUGAUUAAUAGCUUGGUGGGGUAUCCCCAGCGGUAUCUAAUUCCUGCGCGGCGCAGCUCCUCAGUCACCGGGUGAAAUUCUCUUCUGCGUUUAAGGGUUGCCGCGGAUAAAUCUGCCAGUAUGUUAACUUUUGCAUAGGUCCCAUGCGGUUCUGUGGAGUUUCUACUGGCUCGCGACACCGCUUCCUUUAUAUGAAAGUGAUGAUGUGCUCUCAGUAGGACAUCCUGGGGGAUGGAAUCAGGUAGGUUGCGUGGUUUGGGCACUCUGUGUACCCGGUCCACUAGGAGCAUUUCUGUGGGUAUGUCCGGAGCGUAUUCCCGCAGAAGGCCCUGGGUAUAGGCCUGUAGAUCAUUCGGCAAGAUGUUCUCUGGGACUCCUCUCAAUCUGAGGUUAUUUCUCCGUGAGCGAUCUUCGGCAUCCGCCAUGCGUGUUUCCAUUAUUGCUAUUUUAUGUUCCAGUGCCGUCCCAUGGUCAGCCAUGUCGUUAUGUGCUGUGGCAUAUUCGCUCAGUUUGUUUUCCACGUGUGUGGUUCUGCUGCCAAUGUCCUGGACCUCCUUGCGGAGUUGUCCUAUGAAGGAUUGCCAUGUUUUAAUGAGUUUGUCAGCCAUGUUGUUCAUCGCCUCAUCUAAGUGUGAUUUGGUCAGGUUUUCCUGGCUUUCGUGUGAUGGGCCUGUGAUUGUGAUGUUUCCCGCUAUUUGGUCGUCAGCGCCAUCUUGAUUUGGGCCGCGGUCAACUUCAGAGCUGCUCGCGGUUUUGUGGGUAAAAAAAUUCAGUUUUUCAUUUUUCUGUGCGUUCUUCUUCCUUUUGGGAUUUGACAUCAUGCGUUUUUGAUAUGUUUUUUUUAGUGCCCUGGGAGGCGAUGUUGUCGGAUUCUGAGAGCCCGGGUGCCAGAGCAAUUUCCUAAGCAGCCAGGUUGCUCGGCAGUUGGCCACGCCCCUUCAGUUUGCUUUUUAAUGUUCUUAGCCUCUCAUCAAACUCCCUAUUUUCAUCUCUUAGAGUGAUAUCUUUAAAUAUUGUUAGACUGUUUAUAUGUGACAUUUAAGACAUUAUACAUUAAUUUUGUCCUGAGUACAUUUAUUGGCCAUCUAUCCAGGAAGCUCAUGGGCGCCCUUUUUAAACUUGGUAUAUUAACCGAUUAGUCACUUUAAGAGAUGCAAGUUUCCUAUUUAUUGCAGAGCUUCUACGUUUAGACAUCCGUCAUUGAAAAAGACAAUUGUGAUCAUCAAAAAAUAUAAUCCAUUUAGUUUCUAGAACUAUUUGUUAUUUUAUUGAUUAAUGGAAAGGUUUGAAGACCUGUAUUCCUGACCCUAUAGUCUUAAAACCACCAUUUAGGUGCCAUUCCCACCCUUAACCCCUUAGUGGUUAAAACAUGCCUUAAUUCCUGCAACACUCCGCGCGGAACAAUGGCCGCGAGAUUUACACAGGGGAGCUGAAGGGAGCUGCUGGGAAGGUAAGUAAGAGCUUGCUGCGGGCCCCCACUGCACAGUCCAUGCCAUUGGACCACCAGAGAAUGCUAUAUUCCCCCUUCCCUGGCCAAGUAUGAAGCAGGGAGGGGGGACUUAAACAAACAAAAAGCUAAAUAUUUAAAAAUAAAAAUUUAAAACAAAAUAUGCCCUCCCUCCCCCAAAUUACAUACCUACACAAACACACAAUCUGCAUUAAUUAUAUAUACACACUGCAUUCACUAUACACAUACUACACAAACACACAUUCUGCAUUCAGUGUAUAUGCACACACUGCAUUCACUAUACACACACUACACAAACACACACACACUGCAUUCACUAUACACACAGUGUAGUGUGUGUGUGUGUGUAUAGUGAAUGCAGUUUGUUUGUGUAGUGUGUAUAGUGAAUGCAAACACGCUGCAUUCGCUGUGCGCGCGCGCUGCAUUCGCUGUGCGCGCGCGCUGCAUUCGCUACAUGUGACAUGUAUAUUUUGUGCCUUUACCUUUUAGAAAUAGUUUAUUUUUUCGAAACAGUAAAUGUACAGAAUAUCGGUAGGUUAUCGGCUAUCAGCCUGAAAGUUCAGAGUAUUGGUAUCUGCUCUAAAAAAUUAAUAUCGGUCGAUCCCUACUUUCAUUCUACAUUAAUUUCUCACUUUCUGUUUAAAGGAUCACUAUAGGCACCCAGACCACUUCAGCUCAAUGAAGUGGUCUGGGUGCCAGGUCCAUCUAGGAUUAACUCUGCAGCUGUAAACAUAGCAGUUUCAGAGAAACUGCUAUGUUUACACUGAGCGUUAAUACAGCCUCCAGUUGCUCUCACUGACAGCCACUAGAGGCCGCUUCCGCGCUUCUCACUGUGAUUUUUCACAGUGAGAAGAUGCCCGUGUCCAUAGGAGCAUUGAGAAUGCUUUCCUAUGGACUGACUGAAUUUGCGCGCGGCUCUUGCCGGGCAUGCGCAUUCAGCUGAUGACGUCUGAAGGAGGAGGAGAGUCCCCAGCGCCGAGGGAGCCCGGCACUGAAGAAAGGUAAGAUUUUAACCCCUUCCUCCCACUAGAGCCCGGCGGGAGGGGGACCAUGAGAGUGGGGGGGGACCUAUUAACGCUAUAGUGCCAGGAAAACAAGUUUGUUUUCCUGGCACUAUAGUGGUCCUUUAACUGCACCCAUAUAUUAUAUUAUAUUAUAUAAUUUUAUUUUUUAAUAUAUUUAUUUUAUUUACUCUUUCAAUAACCUAGAUUUAUAAAUAAAACCAUAGUAAAUUUGAAUAAAAUCUUUUUAAGGGGGGGAAAAAAAAGAGAACUUUUUCCCUUCAUUUUACCCUUAAUCAUUUCUAUACAAGAGAAACUAAAUCAAAAUAUAUUCUAUAAUUAGUUCUGAUUUGAUAAAAUGUCUAGGAUUUCAGUUAAAUUUUGGAAGUUGUAAAACAAGUCUUACGUGUAAAUUACUUUUUGGUUUUUUUUUUUUAAGCAAAAAUUUUUGCAAAAUUUAGCAUGCUGAGUUUACAACUUUUAUAGUAGAUACUGAAUCUUAAACCACUUCCCAAAAGAAUAUAUUUGUAGAAAGUGCAUCACCCAGGCUAUUUAAUGAAUAACUUUUCAUCACUAAGCUCUGUCAAUAUAUGUAUUUAUUUUUACAUGUUAUUUUGGGAUAUUUUAUAGACCAUGAAUGCUCCAACUACUCUAAACACCACAUAUUUGUAUUCUGCUACUUUUCCCUAUUACAAUGAUAUCAAACAUGUAUACAUAUUCCCAUAAUCGUAGCUCUGAGGGAUUCCCUCUGCUGAUGACGGCACUGCGGCCUCUGUGAACUCUCUGUACUGUUUGAUGGCAGCAUGGAGAGAGUCUUUCUCAUGCUCCAGAAACUGAUUACUGGUCUCAAAGGCAUGUAGGAAGAAUUCUGCAUCUUUUCACUCAUAGUGGAGGGAUAGUGGCAGGCUGUGGGGACACUAAAUAUUUUAAAUUACAUUGUCUGUGUGAUCCUGCUCAGCCGCAUUAUUUAAAGGGAUUAAAAGGCUAUAUAUUGCACACCUAUCGUUCUGGGGGCACUAUUUGUGGCUAUCGACAGAAGGGACCCAUGGGCAUCAGUCUAAAGCAUGGACACUCUGCAGUGGGUCUGCUAAUAUAAAAGUAAUCAGCCUCAUUAGCUCUCCAACUUUAAACAGUAGUGAUAGACUGUGCACAUUAAGGGUAAAGUAUUAUGAUUAUGAUUUUUAUUCAUUUUUUUUGUUUUCUAUUCGAAGCGGCAAUCUCUGCACCUUAAUCCUCAUAUUAUGCUGUAGUGGUUAUGGUGCCAGGUGGCAUUCAACUGUAGGUUGUGAAUCCAUUGUUGUACAGAUUGACACUUGCCUAGAUGCCCAAGUACCUUCAGUCCAUCCUCAUUUUUCCACUUUUUUUUUUUUUUUUUUUAAUAAAGAAAUUUAGUCCACAAACUCUCGGCCAAUGAAUUUUGUUCAAAUUGGAAUUGUUAUAUCUAAUGUGAAAGGGGAACUUGCACUUUAGAUAUACCAAAAAGGAGGGCAAACCAUACAAAAACUGUUUGACUACUUACUGUGGAAUGACUCCUUGUACCAUAAGUGCUACAGCAAACUGUAAAGGUUAUGGUGACUAGACUAAACCUUAUAUUUCUAAAAUUUCAUCAUCUCUGAAAUGUCAGGAACGAGACCCUGCCUAGCACUGAUAUUUCUUCUCAUACACUGUUCUAUAUUUAAAUGUAUUUUAAUGUUUUCUGCUAUGCCAAGGAUUGAGGCAUAGUGGAAAGCCUUUCCGUCUGCGAGCUGUAGAUAGAAUUUCACUUUGCAGCUGCUAUAUGAGGAAAUGAUAGCCCAUGAAAACGGCCCUUUAAGUCGUCCCAUAGAGCCAUUUUUCUAACUGCUUUAGCUCCCUAUAGCAAUUUGUUUCCGUGUCGCAUCGUGAAAAUAGAGCCAGAGAGAAACACAGUGAUGCCAGAUAUCAUAGCGUGGUAAAUUUACUUGGUGUUGAGACUCACAUAAUCAUUUUUUUUUUUUUUUUUAAAUAAACUAUUGGUGUACAGUUGCCAUGCUCAUUAGUAUUGAGCAGUAGAACUGAAGUGUUUGUGGUUUGCAUGGAUAUCCUGUAUAACAACUAUCCUUGUAAUUAAUUGUCAGCUGUGAUUUUAUGCAGAUCUGCCUUAUUCUUUUCUUGAUGUCAUUGUUUCAUGUUCAGGACUGUACAAAAGUGCAACUAUACAUGCAAUCUCACAAACUGACUUUAUAUUUUAACCAUGCAUUUAGAAACUUCUUAACACCAAUCUUUUAUUCUCAAUGAAAAAAUGAUAUUCUCCGAUUUGUGUGCACAGGGCUUUUGAGGUUACCUUAUUGUGGUAUAUUUUUUUUUUUGCAGUUUCAUGUUUGUUUAUUCAUGCAUGUGUUUUAUUCAAUUUUGCAUUUAAUACAUGUAUUUCAAAACCCUUUUGUAACUUUAUAUUUCACUCUAAACAAAGUAGAUAGUUUGGUGUGGUGAAAGCCCAGGUGACAUUUAUUUAUUUUAUUUAUUUAUUUUUAAUUUCUAAGAUAGAGAUACUUUUUUUUUUUUAAUAUAAAUUUUAUUACAAUGUUGGUUGAACGAUAGAUAUUGAUAAACGUCUGCACAGUUUGGAGCCUAAAAGUGGUACAGCUUUAAAGUUCUAUGUACUGAAAAAAAGUUGUGAACUAGCAUUUUCUGUAGCAGUUGUUUCCUGGUAUCUGUGAUUUGUCAAACAUUAGAUUUUGAAAUCUCACUGUUUUGAAGUCUCCCAUUCAAAUAUUUACCUGUAGUAACAAAUGAAUACAGGCUAUCUUUAUUUCUCAUUUGCCUCUAUAUGUUCUGUUAUGGUCAUUGUCCUUGUCCUUCUCUCCCUCUUGUGUCUUUUUGUUUGUCCACUAUACUGUUGUGCCGAUUUCAACUCCCAAGUCUGCCAUCCUAACCAUAUGUGAGGUUUGGAGCUUCAGUGAGCCGGAUUGCUGCAUACAUGUAGGAAUUUAUAGUGCUUUCCUUCUGUUUAGGACAACAAAAAACGUUCUAGUUACCUCACAUGCCUGUCUCUUGCUCUCUUCUAAAGGGCUCCUAAAGGACUUUACUCUCUGCUUCACUCCCACCAUAUUUGAUUGGUAUUUCCCUUCCUAAUGUGUUUUAUAUCCCCCAUCCUAUGAGACUGUAAGCUUGUUUGAGCAGGGUCCUCUUCAACCUAUCGUUCCUGUAAGUUUUCUUGUAAUUGUCAUAUUUAUAGUUAAAGCGCUAUGGAAUCUGUUGGCGUUAUACAAGUGGCAAUAAUAAUAAUAGUUACCUACCAUUUAAAAAAAAAAAAAAGGGCAAAAUACUUAUCUGUUAUGUGGUUGGAAUGUUGCCAUUCCAACUGUUAGCCAUUGGUAAGUGAAACUAGCACUUGUAAGCAGAGAUUCACUUGUUAGAAGACUUGGUACAUUAUUAUUUUUGCUGUAUUUAAGGCUUAUGUUUUUAAAGUUCACUUGCAAAUUACUACUUUAAAUUGGCACCAAAGAGGGGCAAGUUCAUGACAGUGUUGACAGGUCUUAACAUGGACUAUGCUGUUAGUACAGUGAUCUUCCAGACCCAAAGAAAGUUGCUAACCAAGUAAGAUUGCAGUAUGAGUAAAUGUUGUUAUGAAGAAGAGUGUCAGAGUAUUUAGCAAACCAGGUGGAAUAAAUUUUAAGAGCCAUUAUAGCAGUUUGCAAAAGCAAAGAUUUUUAAAUAGCCAAUACAUUUUUAAAUAUUUUAGCUUAUUGGUUCCUUGGUAGAAUGUUCAUUUAUUUUGUGAACAGUUUACUUGUUUUGGUAAAGGUUAGAUUGGUCUGCUGGGGAUACUAAGGUACAGUACAUGCCAGUGUUCUCUAUUUGUGUGCUGCAUUGCUUCUUUUAAUAGUAUCUGCAAGUAAAUCUAAAAAAAAAAAAAAAAUUCACAGUAAAGUGUAUAUAUGCAUGUUUUUAGCUUGAAGGAAAAUAUGGCAGAAGCGAUUGAUUUUUUUUUUUUUUCUGCAUAUACUAAGAGGAAAUAAUAUCCCGGAAUUGGCUGUUGCUUUUUAUGGAGAUGGUAUGUAUUUUUUAUGGAAUUUUAUGGAAUCCAUUUCAUGUGUUCAGUAAAUUUUAAUCUGGGUGUUUUGUAUUGGAGAGUAUUUUUUUUUGUUUUCAGUCUACUGCACAACAUUUAAAUGGAUUUUGGUAGGCCCACUAUCAGAAUAUGAUUAGUCAAAUUUUUUUAGCAUGUAACUGUCAACUUUGCAUGUAGUUAUGUAUGAAGUUAACCAUCUAAAACAUUGUAUAGCUAUCUUAUUCUUGCCAUUAAGUUUCUUUUCUUUGUCUCAAACUUUAGGUGUCUCAGCACUCGCCCAGGUGAGACGGGUAUGGAUGUGACGAGCCGUUGCACCCUGGGAGACCCCAACAAGCUGCCAGAGGGGGUUCCUCAGCCAGCCCGCAUGCCUUAUGUCUCAGACAAACAUCCACGGCAGACUCUUGAAGUCAUCAACCUCUUGCGCAAGCACCGAGAGCUCUGCGAUGUUGUACUUGUGGUUGGUACUAAGAAAAUCUAUGCACAUCGCGUCAUCCUUUCUGCCUGCAGCCCUUACUUUCGGGCCAUGUUCACAGGAGAGUUGGCUGAAAGUCGUCAGACAGAGGUUGUUAUCCGGGAUAUUGAUGAGCGAGCCAUGGAACUACUGAUAGACUUCUCAUACACCUCACAAAUCACGGUAGAAGAAGGCAAUGUGCAGACCCUUCUUCCGGCUGCUUGUCUACUUCAACUCGCAGAGAUUCAGGAAGCUUGCUGUGAAUUUUUAAAGAGACAGCUUGAUCCAUCCAAUUGCCUGGGUAUCAGAGCCUUUGCUGAUACACAUUCAUGCCGAGAGUUGCUGAGGAUUGCAGAUAAGUUUACACAGCAUAAUUUCCAAGAGGUAAGCUAAAG
Messenger RNA from Pelobates cultripes (western spadefoot toad), 15790 nucleotides. The record is from the annotation of a GenBank genome assembly. Lineage: Eukaryota; Metazoa; Chordata; Amphibia; Anura; Pelobatidae.